This is a messenger RNA of Monopterus albus (swamp eel), 2182 nucleotides long. It is a transcript of the gene mettl25, whose product is annotated as methyltransferase like 25. Bases 202 to 1965 code for a protein of 587 amino acids. The transcript has 12 exons. The record is from RefSeq and is a predicted model, not a curated record. Lineage: Eukaryota; Metazoa; Chordata; Actinopteri; Synbranchiformes; Synbranchidae.
CAUGCUCUGCCUGACCAAGCAAAAUAUUUUCUACAUCCCAAGAGUUUGUUAUUGUAUGUAUACAGACAUACAUUUUAUGGAAAGAAUUGCAGGUUUUUAUUUAAAAAAUCAUCGAACCUUUGAUUGCUACUGCCUAGGCGCGUAUCAGCAGUAGAGAGUUAGCUUUACGUUUCACUUAGGUCUGCUUCACAGCUUUUUAACAUGGUACCCUCUACAUACAGCCUCACAGAAAUUCAACAACGGAUAGAUGAAGUCAAGCGGUUUUUGUCUGUAACUCUGGGCAUCGCUAAUGCUCACACUGUGGAGUUUUACACUCACGACGUGUGGAAACAGCUUAUGGCCGUGUCACCAGAGGAGGUCCUGUCUGCAGUUAGCUCCUGUACUGACCAGCAGAGGGAGCCAGAGCACAGAGGAAAAGAGCAAACCGGAACCAAGUUUGGGUUUUGUAGGAAUACAAACAGGCUGGUCGAUACCCACGAACUGUUGCAGAUGGCCAAGGUUUACUCUGUUCCUGGCCUUGGAGUCAGUCUGAGCAGAAAUGAGCUACUGCAGGCCCUCAGAGAGAACAGGCCGCAGUCUAGUGCUUCAGCAGCAGAGAUGGGUACUGAGGUGGAGCCAGAUGAGUUUAUGAAUUCAAAGAAGUCUCAUGAAGUUCAAUCUAUGUCUGAGGUGGUGGCCUGUUUGGCUCAGUGCUGUGGAGUCAAACAGGUGAUUGACGUGGGCUCAGGAAAGGGUUACCUGAGCUCCUUCCUUUCCCUGCAGUAUGGCCUCAGAGUUUAUGGCAUCGACUCCUCCAGCACCAACACCCACGGUGCCCAGGAGAGGAACAGGAAGAUCAAGAAGUUCUCCAGGGUGUACCAGAAACGCAGCAAGGCAGUGAAGGCACUAGCAGAGGUCACACAUUCACCACAGGAGGAGCUAUUACAAAUAAAGCCUGGCAUUAAUGGAGGCUGUGGAGUUUUACAUGAUGAUGGUCCAGGAAUACCAGAGGAGGAGGACAAGGUGUUAACCAGCUUAUCAGAUGUCAACCCUGUAGUGGAGCGACCUUCAGAGCCAAACCCAGAAACAGAGGAGGUCUUCCUUAGUGCACUUUCACUGGAUGUGAUACAGACUACACCCCCCAGAAUUUCCCCGAGUCAACUGAGUGCUGAGGAGAGAGAGAGGAGGAAGAGGGAGAACCUGGAGAAGAAAGCUCUAAACAGAAGCAAGAGUGCCGGCGCCAUGUUUUCAACUCUCACAUCUUAUGUUACAGCGGAAACAGAGCUCCGCGAGCUCAUUAGCGAGCUGGAGGAUGCAAUCAUGGUUGGCCUGCACACAUGUGGUGACUUGGCUCCCAGCACCCUGAGGAUGUUUGUGGCUAAACCAGAGCUGGCUGCAGUCUGCAGCGUGGGCUGCUGCUAUCACCUGCUGUCUGAGGAAUUUGACACUGCCAGGCAGGAGUGUUUGCACAGUGUGUGUGGGUUUCCUCUGAGCCAGUACCUCCGCAGCCAGUCCUGGUUCUGCGGCAGAAAUGCCAGGAUGUCUGCAUGUUUGGCUCUUGAGAGAGUUUCACAUGGCCAAGGGAUUCAGAUGGAGUCACUGUUCUACCGAGCAGUGCUUCAUGUUAUUCUGAGGGACCACUACGGCUCCUAUAAAAGCGAAAAGCGAGUUGGGAAUGUCUACUCCAAGGCUAAAUCAUUUGUGGAUUAUGUUCGUCAGGCUCUACGCAGACUGGAACUGGAUGAAUCAAAGCUUUCUGACCAUGACAUCCAGGGUUACCAUGACGCAUACAGACCACGAAUGGAUGAGAUGCAUGCCUUUAACAUGUUAAAGGUGACCCUGGCUCCCUGUAUCGAAGGUCUAAUUCUCCUGGAUCGCCUGUGCUACCUGAAGGAACAGGAGGAUGUAUCAUUCUGUGCACUGGUGCAACUUUUUGAUCCCCUGCUGUCACCGAGAUGUUAUGCUGUUGUCGGGCUGAAGAGUUAAGGAAACAGAAUUACAAGCUGAUGAACUUAAACGCAUGAACAUGAUUAUAAGGCGUUGAUUGAUGGGUCAUGAUUAUAAAUGACUAACAAACUUUUAAAGUGAUUGUGUUGUCAUUUAUUUGCACCGUCUCUGCUUCACUUUCAACAUCAUCUUAUUUUGUUGUAUAUAUUUUAAUGUUUUUGAUGAAAAAUAAACCUUAAACAUUUGCCGCUCUCAG